AUGAGCAGUAGAAGAGCAAUAGGUAUUGAUUUGGGUACAGUAUAUUCAUGUGUUGCUGUAUUUCAAAAUGGCAAUGUUGAGAUCAUUCCUAAUGAACAAGGCAAUAGAACAACACCAUCAUUUAUUACAUUCACCAAUAAUGAACGUUUGAUUGGCGACGAAGCUAAAAAUCAAAUAUCUAUGAAUCCAAAGAAUACAAUUUUUGGUUUUAAACGACUUAUCGGUCAUAAAUUUGAUGAUGCAACUGUACAAGCUGAUAUGAAACAUUGGCCAUUUAAAGUAAUUAAUGAUAGAGAUAAACCAAAGAUUCAAGUUGAAUAUAAAAAUCAAAUAAAAUUAUUUACAUCUGAAGAACUAUCUUCAAUGAUAUUAGCCAACAUGAAGGACAUAGCAGAAAUUUAUGUCGGUAAAAAAAUUUCUGAAGCUGUUAUUUCUGUUCCAGCUUAUUUUAAUGAUUCACAACGUCAAGCUAUCAAAGAUGCUGGUGCUAUUGCUGGUCUUAAUGUAUUACGUAUUAUAAAUGAAUCAACAACAGCUGCUAUUGCUUAUGGUUUCGUUAAAAAAAUUUCAGGUGAACAAAAUGUAUUAGUUUUUGAUUUGGGUGGUAGUAAUGUUAAUGUAACAAUUUUAAAUAUUGAAGAAGGUAUCAUUGAAGUUAAAUCAACAACUGGAAUCAAUAUUAAAGUAUUUGAAGGUGAAAAUUCAAUGACGAAAGAUAAUAAUUUACUUGAUAGUUUUGAAUUCUCUGACAUUUCACUAAAUUCUGGUGAUGGAUUAGAGAUUGAGGUUACAUUUGAUAUCGAUGCAAAUAGUAUUUUAUUGGUUUCAGUUAGUGAUAAAACUUCUGGAAAAGAAAAAAGAAUUACAAUUACAAAUAAAAAAGAAUGUUUAUCUAAAGAUGAAAUUGAAUAUAUGAUUUCUGAUGCUGAAAAAUAUAAAAAAGAAGAUAAGAUACGACGUAAUCGUAUUGAAGUUAAAAAUUCAUUAGAAUCAUAUUGUUGUAACAUGAAAACAACAAUUAAUGAUGAAAAAUUGAAAGACAAAAUUAAUAUUUAUGAUAAAAAGAAAAUGCUUAAUGCUCUUGAAAACAUAUUGACAUGGUUAGAAACAAAUCAGUUUGCUGAACAAGAAGAGUUUGAAAAUAAACUAAAUGAUGUUGAAAAAUUAUGUUCAUCAAUAAUGAAGAAACCUUAUUUAGAUGAAAAUGAUACUGGAAAAAUGUCAGGAGAAUUUUCUCAUGGUGAACCAAGUGAAAUCGAAGGACAUGAAAACAUACCUCUCUUAUUCUUAGAAGAUGCUGUCAAACAUUUGGAGAAUAUGAUUCCAAAUGUAAGACGAAAUGCAUGGAUUGCGAAAGAGAGAUCUAUUACUGUUGCUAAUGGACUUACUCAAGAUGAAUCAGCUGCUAUUCAAUUGUAUACAAUGGAAUGGAUACCAAGUGAUCAAUCAUUCUACAUUCAUAUCAAUACUGCUUUACGAGAAGCAAAUCGAGAUAAACUCAUUCCAUUUCUCUCCUAUCUAAAACUUGUUCUAACAGCUCUAUGGAAACUUCCAUCAAUGAAAACAACAGUAUGGAGUGGUGUUAAAGGUGACUUAAGUACUCAAUAUCCAAUUGGCAAAGAGUUCGUCUGGUGGGGAUUCAGUUCCUGCAGUGAAUCACGUCAAUUUCUUGAACAAGAGAAGUUUCUAGGCAAGACAGGUGUAAAAACAUUAUUUCGUAUCGAAUGUGAAACUGGCAAGUCUAUCCGUGCUCAUUCAUAUUGCAAAACAGAAGAUGAAAUUCUUCUUUUACCAGCUACACGAAUGCGAGUAAUCAGUCAAAUGGAUUCUAGCAAUGGUGCAGUUGUUAUUCAUUUGAAAGAGAUUAAAUCUCCAUUUCCUUUACUUCAAUCACCAUUUACUUAA
This is a messenger RNA of Rotaria sp. Silwood1, 1905 nucleotides long. Lineage: Eukaryota; Metazoa; Rotifera; Eurotatoria; Philodinida; Philodinidae. The record is from the annotation of a GenBank genome assembly.